Zerene cesonia (dogface butterfly) is the source of this 1143-nucleotide messenger RNA. Its product is annotated as mitochondrial import receptor subunit TOM40 homolog 2-like. The transcript has 4 exons. Gene Ontology annotation, cellular component: mitochondrial outer membrane translocase complex; mitochondrial outer membrane. Lineage: Eukaryota; Metazoa; Arthropoda; Insecta; Lepidoptera; Pieridae. Gene Ontology annotation, biological process: protein import into mitochondrial matrix. The record is from RefSeq and is a predicted model, not a curated record. Gene Ontology annotation, molecular function: transmembrane protein transporter activity. The coding region runs from base 1 to 1143 and encodes 380 amino acids.
AUGUCUUUACUGUUAUAUAAGAAAAAAUUAGACUUACCGUCUUUGUAUAAUUUGUUAAGAUUCGUGUCUUUUGAAAAAAUUUAUGCAAAAUCAAAGCCUUGCUCCCCGACGAACUCGCCUAGAAAAGAUCCAACACCAGAUAGAUAUGCUGGUGGCGAUGCAUCAUCUCCAAGAAAAUGUGAGUGUACUGUACGGGACAAUUCAAAAACUACCACUGGAGAUCGUGGUAAGACGGGAGCAGGAGUAACAGGAUCCAGAACCGGUCGAGUUUGUCCUGGACACAAGGAUCCUGGUGGACUCCCAGCAGGAGCUUCAAAUCCUGGUUUAUUGAGGCAUAUUCAUAACGCAGCGCGAUAUCGUCUCCCUCAAUGUUUUGAAGGCGCAUGUGUCUCGGUAAAACAAGGUGCAAGUAAUAAUUGGGUUUUGGGACAUACUUUAUCAUUUAGUUCUGUAUCACCUGGUGGAUAUAAACUGCUACUAUCAUAUGUUGACAAAAAUAAACCUGUAGGUCUACCAUAUUUUAUAAUGGAGGCAGCACCCGGUGGCCAAAUUAGUUGCGAAAUGCGUGUAGGACCGACACAAGGCACAAGGGCUACUGUUGUAACUCAAAUUGGUGAUGGGGAGUUCUAUAGCUUUGAAAGUAUAUUUGAUGCCUAUUUUAACAGUUUCACAGCAUCAGUAAUAGCUGUUAAUCGAGAAUUCAUUGCACUCCAUUAUUUACAGGCGGUAACGGAGCAGCUAUCUUUAGGAGCUGAAAUAGUAGCAAGGGGUUAUGGCGCGGAGUUAAGUUCAGCAUCAGGCGCCGGGCGAUGGGCUAAUGAUGAUCAUUCUAUUAGUGCGACACUUGGCAAUCGUGGACUAGAUUUAUGUUAUGCCAGAGCUUUGAAACCAUUUUUAACGGUUGCUGCUAUGCUUGAGGUUGGUUUCUCCAUACGGCGAGCAGUAGCUACCCUAGCUUAUGAAUGGCAUACCGACGACUGGACUGUGCGAGGGUCCGCAGACUCCGACGGUUUGGUGGGAGCUACGUUGCAGCGUACCUUAGGCGGCAAACGAGCACAGUUGGCUUGCGCUAUCUCUGCGCUUUUAAACCAUCCUAACGAUAAAUUCAGACUGGGAUUUGGAGUCACAGCCGCAAUUAUAUAG